CAAUCUUUUGCAGAAUGGGUGACGACGCGUUUGAUAUAUUAAACCUGCCAACAACAGCCGUUCGCCGAUUGUUGCGCUUUUUGAGGUAUCCGGAUCUACGCAAUCUAGCUAAGGCAAUACCGUUGUUCACGUCCUUGUGCGAAGAUGAAUAUCGCAAAGUCGACAGAGAAUUCCAAGCCCGCCGAGAUUUCAAAUGGACCCGGUUCGCCAGUAGCAAUGACGAGGACAGUAUGGCUCCCCGUGGAUUGCACAGCAUGGCUUAUCAUGAAAAGGAAUGUGCUAUGUAUGCAUUUGGUGGUGAAGCCCCAGAUUGGAGGUUACAAGGAGACGUUUGUGGUCCAGCUUCGUUCAAUGAUUUGUGGCGACUAGACAUGACUUCCUUAAAGUGGUCUCGCGUUGUUGUAAAAUCGUCUCCAUACCCCCUUCCAAAGUAUCUAUGCUCAAUGGUGGUUUAUAAGGAUGAAUUACUCAUUUAUGGUGGCUGCCGACCAUUACCUCGUUAUGGUAGCGCGAUGCAUUUGAACGAAAUGCAUAUUUUUAACACUGAAAAGAAGGCCUACAGAAUUUUAGUCACGACUAAUGAUGGCCCAAAUUUGGCUGGACAUGCUUCAUGCAUACAUGGUGACCUCUUCAUCGUACAUGGCGGUGUUGUAUCCACUUGCGAAGUGAGUUACCGAGUAUCUGUGCUGGAUUUGGUGACGAAGCGUUGGUUCCAUGCACCAUUACCUGGCUUUCCAACGGUCUUGCAUUACUUGGCUUCUUCGCCCAUACCCAGCUUUAUGGUGGGCUCUUCCUCGCUUGUGGUGUUACGCGAAGGAUGUUUGCUAGCAACUGGCGAAAACAUGCGAGAUGAUCUGCCAGGAAACACUUCCAUACUUUUCAUCUUCGAUCCCAAAGAUCCCGAGGGCGUUUUAUGGCAAUACAAGUUAGUACCUGGUAUUGGUCGAUGGUGGCCUCCUUCCGGCUUGUCACCGCCGCCUUCGAAUAAGAACUUUGGUGGAAUAGCGGUGAUGCGGUGUGAGCGACUAAUCCGAUUGAUUUCCCUCGGAAUGCCACAAAAAGGAAGCAAGGAUUCACGCUGCAACCUGACCUACGAUGGGGUCCAGAAGCGAAGCACUAACUUCAUCAACUUUUCUUUCACAGGCAUGUUCGUUGUAUCCUUGAAGCAGAGAUGUCGAGGCGAGAACAGGUCAGACGAUAUUGUCGCGAAAAUGAUCAUGGAGAAGCUGAGCGAAGUGCCAAGGCAAGUCAUUUUGUCCGAAAUCAUAGAAUAUGAUGGUAUCAAAUGUGUGCUAGAAAAAUGUUACCUGUCUACAUUGGAAGCCGAAAAUUGCAAAGGUGCAAGGCUUGCCACGAAGCCGCGUACAAUGGAUGGGGUAACGAUCACAGUGACUGUUAAUCCUCGUGCAGAUUCUCAGAAGACUAAUCCAUUGGAUGAAGUUGAUGUAGCUGAGCUGAAAUUACGAUUACGAACGACGAUUGCUCAACUUCAUAUGAAAUAUUACGCUACUCGACCAGACGUAUUACUUAGCCCAAAUCUACCUUCUAGAAAUAGCAGCUUUCGGAGAAUGGUAGCAUUUACUGCUGAUAUUCCUGUGGGAGACGAUUUUGACCCCACGCAGGAUCUGGAGAGAAUUGAGUGGAUACCACAAAGUGUGCAGUAUGGUGGUCCUCCGGAAACUAGAAAAUACUGUAUUGUCGCUGCCCGUGGCGAAAUUGUCAUACAUGGUGGAAGUGUACACUUUGGAGAUGGAAUGGGUAUGAUGGGCUAUACCUAUCUCAUGUCACCCGUGGCAACGCAACCGUCCACAGCUACCCCAACAAAUGGAGGCACUUGCAAUAGGUUUGACUUUAAUGUGCUGAGUGGAACUUUGAUGAUAUGCGGGAUUCCAGAGGAACUACGAGAAAAUCUGAAAUCGUUCCGAUUCUCAAAAAGCACUUCGAUGAAUGUUCUCAUUUUGAAGAUUGAUCGCGAAACUCAACAAAUGAUUCUUGAGGAAUCUAUGGAGGAUUGUUCUCUAGACGAUGUUCGUGAAGAGCUUCCACAUCAACAACCGCGAUUUCUUCUGAUAAGUUACUCUUUACGUCAUAGUGACGGACGAGUUUCGUAUCCACUAUGUUUGGUUUUCUACAGUCCUCCUGGAUGUUCACCAGAACUGCAGAUGAUGUAUGCUGGUAGCAGAAACAAUCUAGUGCAAGAAUGUGAACUAACCAAGAAUUUCGAAAUUCGCGAUUCAGAGGAACUAACGCAGGAGUAUUUGGAUUCCAAAGCGUACAACUGUCGUGUUGUUCAAAACCUUUUGACGACAUCGGUAGAAACAAUAAAAGCGGUUUUCAUUCGGCUGCAACUGGCCUUGCACUUCAAUAUGUUUGAUCUUAUCGGUAGCCCCUUACGAUCGAAGUACGCAAGAGCAACGCGAAGGUCUUGCGUGCGACUUCUAAUCGAUGACGUCCAUUUCAAUUCCCAGAUUGGAAAACAGGGUACGCAUUGA
Molecule: messenger RNA, 2492 nt
Organism: Cylicocyclus nassatus
Lineage: Eukaryota; Metazoa; Nematoda; Chromadorea; Rhabditida; Strongylidae
Source: the annotation of a GenBank genome assembly